AUGACUCUGAUGGAUAGGCAGUUAUCUGGAACUAUAUCUCCUCACGUCGGAAAUCUAAGCUUCAUGCGGUUCAUCCAGCUUGGGGAGAAUCAAUUCCAUGGUGAGAUUCCCCAAGAAUUCGAUCGACUCUUUAGGCUAAGAGUUUUGAACCUGUCAAGCAACGCACUCGGUGGAAAAAUCCCAGCAAACCUGAGCUACUGCUCACAGAUGAUAACUAUUAUCCUAAACAGGAACAAGCUCGAAGGCAAAAUUCCAAUUGUUCAGCUGAGCAAUUUGAAGAAGCUUGAAAAUUUUCAUCUUGAUACGAACAAUUUGACAGGUGAGAUUCCCUCCUCCAUCGGGAACUUAUCAUCACUGACCACACUUGCUCUAGACUUCAUCAAUCUGGAGGGAAAUUUGCCCAGCGAGAUGGGGCUCUUAAAAAACUUUGCUAUAUUAGCAGCUGGAGGAAAUAAACUAUCUGGUAUAAUCCCUGCCUCUAUCUUUAAUUGUUCAGCCAUUAUUGCCAUUUCAGUACCCACCAAUUCCUUUCAUGGCAAUCUCCCAACCAACAUAGGUCUCACCCUUCCAAAUUUGGAAGGAUUAUAUCUCGGGGCAAACAAAUUUUAUGGAAACUUUCCAACUUCAAUCACCAAUGCUUCUGGGCUUGAGGUACUUGAUCUUUCCAGAAAUAAGUUUGAAGGCCAAAUUCCAGCUAAUUUAGGAGAUCUCACAAAUCUUAUAGUAUUUGAUCUUUAUGAUAAUCUCUUCGGCAGUAAAUCUACCGGAGAUUUAGAUUUUGUUGCAUCAUUGAUCAACUGCAGUAAUCUAAGAUCCCUUUCCUUGAGUGGCAAUGAAUUUGGUGGUAAUAUACCUAAGGUCAUGGCCAAUCUCUCAAAUCAACUGGUUGAAAUGUACUUGGGAGCAAACCAACUGUCGGGAACCAUUCCAGAAGGAUUUGGAAAUUUUGUCAACCUAUAUAUUCUUAGCCUUGAAGAAAACUCUCUUUCUUGGUACAAUUCCACCAAAUUUGGCUUCUUCAGUUCUUUGAAGUGCAUCCAGAAAUUAGACCUUGCAAGUAAUAAGUUGACUGGUCCAAUACCAAAAGAACUUGAGAAGCUCCAAUUUUUGAGAUACUUAAACCUUUCCUCUAACGACAUUGAGGGCGAGAUACCAAACACAGGAGUUUUCAGCAAUGCGAGUCAAAUAUCAUUGAUUGGCAACAACAAACUCUGUGGAGGCAUUCCAGAAUUGGAGUUCCCACCUUGCCCAGUGAUUAAGGGGAAAAACAGAGGAAAGUUUAAGGUUAUCAUAUUGCUGUCCAUUGUUUUACCUGCAACUCUGGUUCUUGGUAUAUUGUGGUUAUAUUUCUUGGCAUAUCAAAACAGAGAAAGAAGAGUGGCAGCCUGGGUCUCUAUCAUGUCCACAAGAGUCGAUAAGCAUUUACAAAUUUCUUACCAUGAACUUCAUCGUGUAACUUCAGGAUUUUCUCCAGAAAACUUAAUUGGCUCAGGUAACUUUGGAACUGUCUAUAAAGGAAGGCUAGAAAAACAUGGCAAUAAGCUUGUAGCGGUCAAAGUUCUUGAUCUUCAAAAGAAUGGGGCUUCCAAAAGUAUUAAAGCCGAGUGCAAAACAUUGAGAAAUAUUCGCCAUAGAAACGUCAUCUCUAUCAUGAGUUAUUGCUCCAGUAUUGAUUCCAAGGGUGAUGAAUUCAAAGCUCUAGUCUAUGAGUUUAUGGAAAAUGGGAAUCUGGACUUGUGGUUGCAUCCUUCAGAGACAACUGAUCAGGCAACAAGCUCAAGAAGCCUUAAUCUUCUUCAGAUGCUAAAUAUUGCAAUUGAUGUGGCUUCAGCAUUGCAGUAUCUUCACAACCACUGCGAAGCAGCGAUUGUUCAUUGUGAUGUAAAACCUAGUAACAUUCUUCUUGACAAUGAUCUUGUUGCACAUGUGGGUGAUUUUGGAUUGGCAAGGCUUCUCCCAAAACCCAUCAACAUAUCUUCCGAGCAGGGAACCAGCAGUACUAUUGCUAUUAAAGGAACAAUCGGUUUCACAGCCCCAGCGGAGUAA
Coffea arabica (coffee) is the source of this 2046-nucleotide messenger RNA. Lineage: Eukaryota; Viridiplantae; Streptophyta; Magnoliopsida; Gentianales; Rubiaceae. The record is from RefSeq and is a predicted model, not a curated record.